AUGCUGGGCGACGACUGGCCAGGAGGCGACUCUGAACUCAGAGGGAGCGACGGGCGACAGGCGGCGGCGGCGGCGGGCUUGCCCCCGCCCGUGAGCGGGAUCAAUGCGUCCAUGAGCCGGAGGCGGGAGCAGCGCGUCCUGUUCAUGGUGGUGAUCAUGGUGGUCUGCUACCUGCUGUGCUGGCUGCCCUACGGCAUCAUGGCCCUGCUCGCCACCUUCGGCCCGCCGGGCCUGAUCACCCCCGAGGCCAGCAUCAUCCCCUCAGUCCUGGCCAAGACCAGCACCGUGGUCAACCCGGUCAUCUAUGUUUUCAUGAAUAAACAGUUUUACAGAUGCUUCCAAGCCCUGCUGCGCUGCGAGACGCCUCGCCGGGGCUCCAGCCUAAAAAGCUCCUCCAAGGUUGCAACCAAGGCCAUGCGGGGCGUGGCCGUCACCGGCGCCCGCCGCACCAACGAUUUCCUGUACAUGGUGGCUUCGCUGGGCCCGCCGGCCGCCACGCUGCCCCAGCUGGACCCGUCCUGCGAGCCCACCAUCGACAUCUCCAGAGCCGCUUCCUCCGACAAGCCGGCCGCGGUUUCACUCGUGGCCCACUUCGACGGCUGA
Molecule: messenger RNA, 603 nt
Organism: Salarias fasciatus (jewelled blenny)
Lineage: Eukaryota; Metazoa; Chordata; Actinopteri; Blenniiformes; Blenniidae
Product: pineal opsin-like
Exons: 3
Coding region: 1-603 (200 amino acids)
Biological process (GO): G protein-coupled receptor signaling pathway
Cellular component (GO): membrane
Molecular function (GO): G protein-coupled receptor activity
Source: RefSeq, a predicted model, not a curated record